Molecule: messenger RNA, 1467 nt
Organism: Alosa sapidissima (American shad)
Lineage: Eukaryota; Metazoa; Chordata; Actinopteri; Clupeiformes; Clupeidae
Product: vesicular inhibitory amino acid transporter
Exons: 2
Coding region: 1-1434 (477 amino acids)
Biological process (GO): amino acid transmembrane transport
Cellular component (GO): vacuolar membrane
Molecular function (GO): amino acid transmembrane transporter activity
Source: RefSeq, a predicted model, not a curated record
AUGUCCUCUGUGAGGCUGAGCUGGUUGGGGGCUCAUGGUAGGGCGCUGUGGUCCUCCAGGUUCCUCGCCGGGGACGAGGAGAGCCAGGCGUUCGCUCACAGGGAUGAGCUGAGUAAGUCGUAUGGGGAGGCUCACGCGGGCGAGCCAGGGAAGGAACCCUGCGGCUCCAGUCCCGAGACCAGCGAGGAUCUACAGGCGGAGGGCUUCCACAGGGGGUCACCUGAGGGCACCUGCCCCAAAAUCACCACCUGGGAGGCAGGAUGGAAUGUCACCAAUGCCAUCCAGGGUAUAUUCGUUUUGGGUCUGCCAUACGCACUGCUGCAGAGCGGUUACCUGGGAUUCCUCUUAUUGGUCCUGGCGGCGGUCAUCUGCAGCUACACGGGCAAGAUCCUGAUCGCCUGCCUGUACGAGGAGGAUGAGUCUGGGCAGCUGGUGCGUGUUCGUGACACCUACGAGGACAUCGCCAACGCCUGCUGCCGCCACGUGUGCCCGCGCCUGGGCGGUCGGGUGGUGCACGUGGCCCAGGUGGUGGAGCUGAUGAUGACGUGCAUCCUCUACCUGGUGGUCAGCAGCAACCUGAUGUGUCACAGCUUCUCCUUCCUCCCGCUGUCGCCCGGCGCCUGGUCGGCGGUGACCUUCCUGUCGCUGGUGCCGUGCAUGCUGAUCCGGGACCUGCGCGUGGUGUCUCGCCUCAGCCUGCUCUGCUCGCUGGCCCAGUUCCUCAUCACGUUCGUGACGGUGGGCUUCUGUCUGCAGCAGGCGCACCGCUGGUCCUGGCGGCGCAUGAGCCUGUGGGUGGACGCCGAGAAGUUCCUGGUGUCCGUCGGCGUGAUCAUCUUCAGCUACACGUCGCAGAUCUUCCUGCCAACACUGGAGGGCAGCAUGGAGGAGCGUGGCGACUUCGCCGACAUGCUCACCUGGACGCACGCGCUGGCCUGCGUCCUCAAGACGCUCUUCUCCGUGCUGGCCUUCCUGACGUGGGGCGAGGAGACCAAGGAGGUCAUCACCGACAACCUGCCCGAUGGCCUGCGCCUGAUGGUCAACCUCUGCCUCCUGGCCAAGGCCCUGCUCUCCUACCCUCUGCCCUUCUACGCCGCCUCAGAGGUCCUCCAGGGUUGCAUGCUGAACAAGGAAAAUGGUGCGGCUCCGGAGGCGGCCAUUUUGGCUCUGCGGGCCGGGUUGCUCAUGCUCACCUUCUUAAUGGCCAUGUACGUGCCCCACUUCUCCCUGCUCAUGGGACUGACGGGGAGCGUCACCGGGGCAGCCAUGACUUUCCUCCUGCCCUCGCUCUUUCACCUCCAGCUUAAGUGGACCACGCUGGACGGCAGACUGAAAGCUAUCAAUUUUCUGAUUCUGGUGCUGGGAUCGCUGUGCAGUUUAUCAGGGGUAAUUUGUUCAAUUAAGGGGAUGAUUGAGGCUUUCGAGAGCAAAUAGAGCAUUAAGCUGCGUGGAAAAUUGUCCCCCUGG